CGUUUCUCGGCGGACAGGUUAAAAGCGAGGGACCGACUUCCGUUCCACCGCACGGUCAAACUCUCGCGAGAACCCGGCCACUUCCUCUUCGCACGGAACCUACUUCCAAGAUGUCUCUGGUCAUCCCUGAGAAGUUCCAGCACAUUCUUCGUGUUCUCAACACGAACAUCGAUGGCAGAAGGAAGAUCGCCUUCGCCAUCACUGCCAUCAAGGGAGUUGGCAGACGUUACGCUCAUGUCGUCUUGAGGAAGGCUGACAUUGACCUCAGCAAGCGGGCUGGCGAGCUGACGGACGACGAGGUUGAGCGUGUUGUGACCAUCAUGCAGAACCCUCGCCAGUACAAAAUCCCAGACUGGUUCCUCAACAGGCAGAAGGACGUCAAGGACGGCAAAUACAGCCAGGUCCUGGCUAACGGUCUGGACAACAAGCUGAGAGAAGAUCUGGAGAGGCUGAAGAAGAUCAGGGCUCACCGGGGUCUCAGGCACUUCUGGGGUCUGCGUGUGCGUGGUCAGCACACCAAAACCACCGGGCGGCGCGGUCGCACUGUGGGCGUGUCCAAGAAGAAGUAAACCUCCCCGCUUCCCUUUUUGUUUCAAUAAAACGCCGACACUCAAAA
Molecule: messenger RNA, 616 nt
Organism: Pungitius pungitius (ninespine stickleback)
Lineage: Eukaryota; Metazoa; Chordata; Actinopteri; Perciformes; Gasterosteidae
Gene: rps18
Product: ribosomal protein S18
Exons: 6
Coding region: 111-569 (152 amino acids)
Biological process (GO): translation
Cellular component (GO): cytosol; small ribosomal subunit; ribosome
Molecular function (GO): RNA binding; structural constituent of ribosome
Source: RefSeq, a predicted model, not a curated record